Molecule: messenger RNA, 930 nt
Organism: Colletotrichum orchidophilum
Lineage: Eukaryota; Fungi; Ascomycota; Sordariomycetes; Glomerellales; Glomerellaceae
Exons: 1
Coding region: 1-930 (309 amino acids)
Molecular function (GO): protein binding
Source: RefSeq, a predicted model, not a curated record
AUGCCAGAUACCUCUGACACCUCUGCUACCCAUCCUCUGGCGUCACUUUUGACCCCAGACUUCUUGACGUCUAUUGCUCGGUCCCACCUGCCGCCCGAUAAAAGCAAGCACCAUAACCUGAGUCUGGAAUGGAUCCAGGCAGGGCCCAACUUCGACUCAGAGGAGACCAAGGCUGCUUGGUGGACCGCACUGGUCACCAUCAGCAGAAUCCCCCUUUCCGAGAUGCCUGACAUGAUGUCUUUUCUUCCACCUCCCGCAGACCCAGCGUUCCCAGAACAAAGCCUCGGACUGACUCUCCUCCUCGACCAAGGACCAAGACUGCUGUGCCGCGGGGCCGACGGUCGCUGGACGGACGGCUUCUUUGGGCAGGUCUCUCAGCAGCUCGCUCACUCGUGGCUCGCCUUGCCAGCCGAACAACAGCCAAAUGCCUGGAAGCGCUGGGAAGAGGCCGGAGCCAGCUUCGAGCACUGGUGCCUGCUCCAUUUGUUCCUUUCGUGCCCGUUUGUGCACAGCGAAAGACUCGAAGAUCAGGAUAUUGCGCUCGAAAUGACAGAGGAGCGACGAAAAGGUGCCGAGCAGAGAAGCGGGGAGACGGACCCGUAUCGCGAAAAGCGAUCCGAGGUUCUUUCCGAUGCCUUGGCCUUUCCAAGGGUCAUCCGAGCUGGGCCACCGGCUGGAGAAGACGUGACGAUGCAGGAAUGGGUCUUUUGGUCUUGCAUGUUAUUCGACGUUCACUGGCCCAUUAUCAAAAAAUUCGGGAAAUACCCGUACAGAAAUGCCGUCUUGGGACGGGAAAGUACCGAGGAGGAGGUGAAGUGGCUGGAGGAGACGAAACAUUUCGCCGAGGCAAGCCCUGAGGUUGCUGAAAGGGUCGAAAAAGAUAUCAAAGCGAACCGAUGGACUGCUCUGAAAGACGAGGUUCCAGCUUAA